This is a messenger RNA of Halteromyces radiatus, 936 nucleotides long. RefSeq names its product Phospholipase/carboxylesterase/thioesterase. Gene Ontology annotation, cellular component: cytoplasm. The coding region runs from base 174 to 854 and encodes 226 amino acids. The transcript has 5 exons. Gene Ontology annotation, biological process: protein depalmitoylation. Gene Ontology annotation, molecular function: carboxylic ester hydrolase activity; palmitoyl-(protein) hydrolase activity. Lineage: Eukaryota; Fungi; Mucoromycota; Mucoromycetes; Mucorales; Cunninghamellaceae. The record is from RefSeq and is a predicted model, not a curated record.
UCACUUUUUCUUCCAACUUCCGGUUAAAAAUUUAAAAAUACCACACUAUACAAAAUCAAAACUUUUAUUUUUUUUAGAUCAUUUGAUUUUUGUUUUUUAUUUUUUUUUUAAUACGCCGAACGAUUUUUUUUCUCUCUUUUUUUUCUCAACAGUAACCCCCCUUUAUUGAUAGGAUGACAAGUGCAUUGACUUCGGUUGUUGUUGGUGCAAAGGCAAAGCAUACUGCAACCGUACUUUUCUUCCAUGGUUUAGGUGAUUCUGGUCAUGGUUGGUCUUUCCUUGCUGAUGAACUUUCUGGUCUCUUCCCCUAUGUUAAAUGGGUCCUCCCUAACGCUCCUGCAAAGCCUAUUACUUUGAACGCUGGAUUCCAAAUGCCAGCUUGGUUUGAUCUUACUGGAUUGGACAAGUCAAGUUUGAAGGAUGAGGAUCAAAAGGGUAUGCUGGAAUCUUUAGCUUCAGUCAAUCAAUUGAUUCGUCAAGAAGUAGAUAAUGGUAUUCCAGCAGAUCGAAUUUUAGUUGGAGGAUUUUCUCAAGGUGGUGUUAUGUCUUUGUUAACGGGUUUGACUUCAGAAUACAAGUUAUCUGGCAUUAUUGGUUGUAGUUGUUGGUUAGCAAUGGCAGAUAAGAUGAAAAUGAUGGGAUCGGAUGCCAACAAAAAAACACCUAUUUUGAUGUGUCAUGGAGAUAUGGAUUCUGUAGUGCAAUAUCAAUUUGGUGAAGAAUCAGCAGAACGACUUCAACAAUAUGGAUAUGAUGUAACUUUUAAAAAGUAUCGAGGUCUUGCCCAUUCUGCUAAUCCUGAAGAAAUCCAAGAUAUUGCCAAGUUUAUCAAGGAUAGAUUACCUUCACAAUAGGUUUAUUAUUGACUAUAGAUUAGAAUCAAUCUUUAUCUGUAUAUAUAUCCUGAAUAAAAAAUAUAUUAUUGAUGAAAUGUUA